CUUCAAAACUCAGAAAUUAUUUUUUUUAUUUUUUUGAAUUUUCAAUUUUUUUCUCUUUUUUUCCCUAAAAUCACACCGCUGCAAUUGUUUUGACCAAUGUCUGCAGCAGUGCUUCUGCUCGAGGCGGCCAAGAUUCUUGCUGCCAGCAAGCAGGAUGGCAGCGGCAGCGGCAGCAGCGACGAGGAGCCGAAUAACCACAGCAGCGGCAAUAACAAUGGCAACAACGGCAGCCAGCCGACCACCUCAGCAGCAACAGCAGCAGCAGCAGUAGCAGGUGCCAACACUGGCAUGACUGCAAUCGCUCCGGUGACUGGAAUGGCUGGAAUGGCUCCAUUGAAUGGGUCGCAGCAGCAGCAGGAGGCGUACAAUUUGCCAGGACAACCACCACAACCACUACGACCACCACCACAUCCCGCAAUGCCAGGGAGCAACACAAUGCAGACGACAGCAAUGAUGAUGCCGCCGCCGCCGCCGCUGCUGCCAGCGCAGUUUGCACGGAGCGCUGUGCCGCUGUUCGACCCGUAUCUCCAUCGCAAGCAGCAGCAAUUGCAGCAGCCCCAACUGCCGUACGAUGCUGCCCAUGCGCUUCUUCCUCCUCCUCUUCAGCACGACCAAUACGCAGGACUCGGAGGCAUGACAGGCACGCGAGUGCGCGCGUCGGCGUCCUUCUCUGGCUUUGGCUCUACCGCAAAUUACAACCCGAACGGGCCGAGCGCACCUGACUUGAACAAUAGUGGUGGUGCACGAGGUAUAAUGGUCUCUGGAGCCGGUGGUGCGUUUCCACGCAUGUCGCCGAACGAGCUUGGCGGGAAGCGGUCGCGAGCGGCAAGCAUGAGCGCCGGCGACUCGCCCGCCAGCGGCGGCGGAUUCUCGCCAGCCUCCUCCAUCGGCGGCGGCGGGAGCAGCACGAGUGGCACACAGUGGGUGAAAAACCGCGAAACACACAAUCUGCUCGAGAAAAACCGCCGAGCACACCUCAAGGACUGCUUCACUGCACUCAAGGACGCGAUUCCAGAGAUUGCCAACAACCCCAAGACGUCCACCGUCGCCAUCCUGCAGCACGCACAAAAUUUCAUUGUCAAGCUGCAGUUCAUGACGGAUUCCGUCGUUGCGAACAUUAACGCCUUCCAGCAGCACAACCAACAGGCGAUGGCGUUGCUCCAGCAGCACAUGAGCGCCGAAGAGUACGAGCAGGUUGUUCGACACGUCGCCUCCAUGGCACCAGACGGCCCAGCUUCCACCCCAGCAGCCGGUCGUGGUGCAUCCAACGGACGGAUUGCAGCCAAGCGCUCCGCCACGGCCACAUUUUCGGGCUCUGACUCCGACGAGGACAAACCCGAGCAUGUAGCCAGGAAAGCACGACAGAGCCAUGCAGGUCGGGUUGGUGGUGCUGCCAAGCCAUCGAACGGCCGCGGUGGCGUAGCGAAAGAUCCCACUCGAGCAGUCGUCGGGGACUUGAUGAUCAACCCGCACCAGUUUGCGCUGACCACCUCGACCAUGACUUCCAAGCACCAGAUGGACCGUUCGCUUGCGAAUCGGCGGCGUCGCACGCAAUCUUUCGCAGCGGACACGACACUUUCACGUCAGCGCGAACGCUCAGUUCAGCUGCGAGCGCCUUCGCCAGCACCAUCCGAAAAUUCAGAGGCGCCGUCUUCUCCCUCAUCGCCGUUGUCCACCUCCUUCAAUGUCGACAUUGAAGGAUCGAGCGAGUCUGAAGACUCUCCACAAAGCACGAGCGAAGCAGGAGAUGCAGAGCAAGUCCGCAAGAAGCCCAGGCGGUUGGAGGCUUGAACAACAUCGCAAAACCCCACUCUCCAAAUCGCCCAGCGUAGUGUCUUUGCCAACUGUUGAUCGCUGUUCAUAAUUGUCAAUAUCGAAAC
This is a messenger RNA of Capsaspora owczarzaki ATCC 30864, 1880 nucleotides long. RefSeq lists its product as hypothetical. Gene Ontology annotation, biological process: regulation of transcription by RNA polymerase II. NCBI's taxonomy places the organism in Eukaryota, Filasterea, Ministeriida, Capsasporidae. The coding region runs from base 97 to 1791 and encodes 564 amino acids. Gene Ontology annotation, molecular function: RNA polymerase II cis-regulatory region sequence-specific DNA binding; DNA-binding transcription factor activity, RNA polymerase II-specific; protein dimerization activity. The record is from RefSeq and is a predicted model, not a curated record. The transcript is spliced from 2 exons.